AGCGGCGUUAGGCAAAUUUUAAACUUCCACUCCUGGCGGCGAAAGCCCAGCCGUGCGGAGGCAGCUACGGAUUUCAUUUUCCUUGUUCACUGGGUCUCGGCCGGGGCCAGGCCGGAUGGCGGAGGAGGUGGCGGUGGCCGUGGCCGUGUGCGUGCGGGUGAGGCCCGUCUGUAACAGGGAAGGACUGGAAGAAGCUACUCAUGUUUAUUGGAAAACUGACAAUAAUGCUAUUUAUCAGAUUGAUGGGAGUAAAUCCUUCAGUUUUGAUCGUGUCUUUCAUAGUAAUGAAACAACUAAAAAUGUAUAUGACGAAAUCGCAGUACCGAUCAUCGACUCUGCCAUCCAAGGCUACAAUGGUACUGUAUUUGCCUAUGGGCAGACUGCAUCAGGAAAAACACAUACCAUGAUGGGUUCAGAAAAUUGUUUAGGAGUCAUCCCGAGAGCUAUACACGACAUUUUUCAAAAAAUUAAGAAGCUUCCUGAGAGAGAGUUUCUCUUACGGGUAUCUUACAUGGAAAUAUAUAAUGAAACCAUUACAGAUUUACUUUGCAACACUCAGAAAGUGAAACCACUGAUAAUUCGGGAAGACAUCAAUAGGAAUGUGUAUGUUGCUGAUCUCACAGAGGAAGUGGUUUAUACAUCAGAAAUGGCUCUGCAGUGGCUCUCCAAGGGAGAAAAAAACAGACAUUAUGGAAUAACCAAAAUGAAUCAAAGAAGCAGUCGUUCACAUACCAUUUUCAGAAUGAUUUUAGAAAGUAGAGAAAAAGGUGAAUCUUCAAGUUGUGAUGGCUCUAUUAAAGUGUCACAUUUGAAUUUGGUGGAUCUUGCAGGCAGUGAAAGAGCUUCUCAAACAGGAGCCGAAGGUGUGCGACUCAAGGAAGGCUGCAAUAUAAAUCGAAGCUUAUUUAUUUUGGGACAAGUGAUCAAGAAACUUAGUGAUGGGCAAGUUGGUGGUUUCAUAAAUUAUCGAGAUAGCAAAUUAACACGAAUUCUUCAGAAUUCCUUGGGAGGAAAUGCGAAAACACGUAUUAUUUGCACAAUUACUCCAAUUUCUUUUGAUGAAACACUUUCUACUCUCCAGUUUGCCAGCACUGCUAAAUAUAUGAAGAACACUCCUUUUGUGAAUGAGGUAUCAAGUGAUGAAGCACUUCUAAAACGAUACAGGAAAGAAAUAGUGGAUCUGAAAAAACAAUUAGAAGAAGUAAGCGUAAAGACUCGGGUACAAGAAAUGGAAAAAGACCAAUUGGCCCAACUUUUAGAUGAAAAAGACUUGCUUCAAAAAGUACAGGAUGAGAAAAUUCAGAACUUAAAGCGGAUGCUGGUCACCUCGUCUUCUAUUGCCUUGCAACAGGAACUAAAGGCUAAAAAGAAGCGAAGAGUUACUUGGUGCUUAGGCAAAGUUAACAAAAUGAGUGAUUCAACUGAUGUAAAUGAAUUUGAAGUGCCAACGAAUGUAACAACCAGAACACACAAAUCUUCCAUAACUGUAUUAGGAGAAAUUGAUGAAUCUGUGUGUGUUGAGACUGAUACCUUUAGUAAUACUCUUGAACCAUUAACUGAGACAGAAUGGAGCUCAGCAACAACGCUACUAAGUCAGGAGAACUUAGAAGGCGAGCUGAAUUCCCUUCAUGCUAAAUAUGAUAAUUUGGUAUUAGACAAUGAACAGCUAAGAAGACGAAAUGAAUACCUGGAAUUGAAAUUAACAGAAAAAGAUUGUGUAGGUGAAUUUGAGACUCUAGAAAGAGAAAGUAAAAAAGAUCAAGAGGUGGAACUAAUUCAUGAAAUUUCCAACUUAAAGGAUUUAGUUAAGCAUGCAAAAGCAUAUAAUCAGGAUCUGGAGAAUGAACUAAGUUCAAAAGUUGAACUUCUUAAAGAUAAAGAAGACCAGAUUAAGAAUUUACAGAAACACAUAAACAUACAAAACUCUGAUACUAUAAAAAUGGACUUGUCAUAUUCAUUGGAAACCACUGAAGACCUAAAACAAAUGAAACAAGAUUUGGUUGAUACAGAAGCUGUAGUCCUUUAUGCCAAGAAAAAAUCAACCUUCCUUACAAGUGAAAACCUAGAGCUGAAAGAGAAAAUAAAAAAACUUUUAAACUCCUGCAAGCAAAUGGAAGAUGAUAUUCAACUAUAUCAACGCCAAUUGGAGACAGAAAAGAAAACACAAGCUGAUCUGGAUAAAGAAUUGCAAUCUUCUUUUAAUGAAAUAAGAAAACUCAAUUCCCUCCUAGAUGGCAAAGUUCCAAAAGAUUUGCUCUGUAAUUUGGAAUUGGAAAGAAAGAUUGAUGACCUCCAAAGUGAACUUAACAAAGAAUUUAAUGAAAAUGAAACUUUGAGAAAAGAAGUUAAAUUGCUCUCAGAAUUAAAACCUUUACCUUCAGAAGUGCAAAUGCUAAGGACAGAGAUACAUAAGAAGUCUAAAGAGCUCACUAUAAUAACUUCAGAAAAAGAAAAAUUAAUUUCUGAAGUAGUUCAUAAAGACAAUAAAAUUCAAAGUUUACUUGAAGAAAUGGGGAAAACUAAAGGUGACCUUGCAGCUUCCCAGCUGGAUUGCAGAAACAUUGAUGAAGAAUUUCAAAAUUUCAAAACUCUUCAUAUGGAAUUUGAGCAAAAAUAUAAAAAUAUCCUGGAAGAGAAUGAGAAAAUGAAACAAGAGCUUUCUGGAAAGACUCAGGAGCUCCAGCAGGAAACAGCCAAGAGUCAGGACAGGUUAGAUGAGGUGGAACAACUGAAGGAAGAGCUAGAAAACAAGGAUUCUGCCCUGCGAUCUGUGGAAAAGGAGAACAGCCUGCUAACUGAGACGCUACAGCAAACAUUAGAAGAAGUAAAAACUUUGACUCAAGAAAAAGAUGACCUGCAGCAACUCCAGGAGAGCCUGCAAAUUGAGAGAGACCAACUUAGAAAUGACAUUCAGGACACAAUAAAUACGAACAUAGACACUCAAGAACAAUUGCGCACUGCACUCGAGUCCUUGAAGAAACACAAAGAAAUAAUUAACACACUGAAAAGAAACAUUUCUGAGAACUCUUCUGAGACACUGCAUACAGUGGAUGCUAUGGGUCAACUUCAGCAAGAGGACCUGGAAAAAGAAGAUGAACUAAGAAUUGCUCACGUGCACCUGAAAGAGCAGCAAGACACUAUCGACAAGCUCAGGAGGGCUGUUACCGACAAGACAGAUGAACUAGCAGCUGUGCAGAGGGACUUAGAACAUGCAAAUGCUGCUGCAAAAGCACAGAUCCAGGAACUUAAAGAAAAAGAAGAUCAACUUAUUAAAGCAAACAAUGAUGUUGUGGGAUUCAUGGAUCAAAUAGAGCAAUUGAAGAAGCGACUCGAAACCCAGAAUACAGUUCUGGAAUCUGCAGAAAUGGAGAAGUUAAGGCUGACUAAGGAACUUCAUGAAAACCUUGAAGAAAUAAGAUUUCUUACUGAUGAAAAUGAUAGCCUAAAACUUGAGGAGGAAACCCUCAGAGCAGAGCGAGACCAACUGAGGGAAAGCCUUACAAAAGCAGAAGCCAAUAUCCCAGUGCUUCAUAAAGAACAAGUGCUACUUCCGAAUGUGAAAGAAGUCAGUGAAUGUCCAGAAACAGUGAAUAAAUUAGAGCCACUAGAAGAACAAUCCAAACCCAUGGAUUCAACAUCACUAGAAAACUUAGCUAUGGAAAAGCUCAGGCUAACGGAGAAACUUCAAGGAGGAAAGAAAGAGAUAAAAUAUCUAACUAAACAAAGUGAUGAUUGGCAAAUCUUAGAGGCAUUUCAACUUGAACAUACCCAGCUCAAAGAAGACCGUAAAGAAAUUCUUGCUAAAAUCCAAGAAGCUCAAGGCAGAGAAUGUUCCUUUACUGUGGGGGAAAAGGAUGGUGAUACUACGAAAAUAAGUAAGAAAGGACCACUGAAGAGGAGGUUCAAAGCCAGAUAUUCAGCACCACCAAGAAUAGACGUAGAAAAGUUGCCUGGGAGCCUUGAAGGCCAUGGGAAAGUGGGUGUCCUACACCAACUACAGCGGAGUCUUCCCUCCCAGCAGGACCGUUUCACAGGCCACAUGAGAGAAGUCACAACCAAACAUCUGGAAGCCGAGGAAGAACUUAAAAUUGCUCAUUGUUGUCUGAAAGAGCAACAUGAAAAGAUUAAUAGAUUGACAGCGAUCCUAUCAGAGAAGGAAUAUGAAAUAUCCUCCUUUCAGAUGCAGCUGGAAUCAGCCAAACAUGAAUUACAGAGAAAGGACCUGGAAAAAGAAGAUGAACUAAGAAUUGCUCACGUGCACCUGAAAGAGCAGCAAGACACUGUCGACAAGCUCAAGAGGGCUGUUACUGACAAGACAGAUGAACUAGCAGCUGUGCAGAGGGACUUAGGACAUGCAAAUGCUGCUGCAAAAGCACAGAUCCAGGAACUUAAAGAAAAAGAAGAUCAACUUACUAAAGCAAAAGAUGAUCUGGUAGAAUUCAUGUAUCAAAUGGAGCAAUUGAAGAAGCAACUCAAAACCCAGAAUUCAGUUCUAGAAUGUGCAGAUAUAGAGAAGUUCAGGCUGAAUAAAAAACUUCAUGAAAACCUUGAAGAAAUAAGAUUCCUUACUGAGGAAAACAAUAACCUAAAAUGUGAGGAGGAAACCCUCAGAGCAGAGCGAGACCAACUGAGGGAAAGCCUUACAAAAGCAGAAGCCAAUAUUCAAGAACUGAAGGAAAAUGAACUUCAGCUUCUUAAAUUAGAAGGAAAACACAGUGAAGCACAGAAACAACUCAAGGAACAAGGCAUGACUCUGAGUAAGAUAGAGAUGGAGAAUUUAACUUUGGCUCAGAAACUUCAUGAAAACUUUGAAGAAAUAAAGACUCUUGUAACAGAAAGAGAUAACCUAAGGAAAGCAGAGGAGAUACUCAAACUGGAAAGAGACCAAUUUAAAGAGAACUUAGAGAAAAUCACAGCUAAAGAUCUAGACACACAACAAGAACUGAAAAUUGCUCACAUGCAUUUGAAAGAACAAGAAGAAAAUAUUGAUAAUCUCAGACAGAAACUUGGAGAAAAGACAACUCAAAUUUCAGACAUCCAGAAGGAUUUAGAUAAAUCAAAAGAUGAAUUACCAACAAAGAACCACAAAGGGGAUGUAAAACACAAAAGAAAAUUGCUAUGUGAUGCAGAACAACACCCUACAGAAAACCUGAAAGAAAAAUGCCUGAAGAUAAAAGAGCUCCUGAAGAAAUACUCAGAAAUGGAUAAUGAUUAUGAGUGCUUGGAUAGAUUGUCUCUUGAUUUGGAGAAGGAAAUUGAAACCCAAAAAGAGCUUUCAGUUAGAGUAAAAGGAAACCUGUACCUUCCAUACUCACAAACCAAACAGAUUCAAAAACUUCUAGCAGAAAACCAAAGGUGUUCCGUAGAAUCCUUCAGAGUCAUGAAGAAACUUAAGUAUGUGUUAAGCCAUGUUACAAGGAUAAAGGAAGAACAGCAUGAUACCAUCAACAAAUUUGAAUUGGCUUUUGUUGAAGAAGUAGAGAAGCAAAAUGAAUUGCAAACUAAAAUUCAAUGUCUUGAUAUGGAUUACAAUGCGCCAGCAUCCAGAGAAUUAAAGGAUCUCAAAUUGAACCCAAAUAUCGACGAACAUAUUGAGGAAAUUCUCAAAGAUUUCUCAGAAUAUGACUUCCAAAGUAUAAGGACUGAAUUUCAACAACUACUAAAUGAUCAAAAAGAAAUGUGUCAGUUAUUGGAAGAAUGGUUGAGUGCUCCUUUUGAUAUAGAAAAACUUAAACUUGCUAUUCAGAAAGAAAACAGUAGCUUAUUUCGAGUGAAUAACUUCUAUAAUGAUAAGAUAACUGCCAUAAUAAAUGAAUCCACAGAGUUUGAGGAAAGAAGUGCUAUCAGAUCAAAAGACUGGAAAUGCGACCUAAACGUCAUGAAAGAAAAAACUAAAAAACUAGUUGAAGACUACCAGUCUUUGACAGCUUCUCAAUCUAGUGCCCGGAUUUGUUCUACUACACCAAGCAGGAAGACUCAGCAUGUUGCCUCAGGACGCAUACAGAUGACUGCAGAAAAAAUUCAGGAGCUAGAAACUUCCCUACAUGAAGCUAAAGAAAGUGCUGUACGUAAAGAAGACAAGAUUGUAAAGUUGCAGGAAGAACUAAAAGUGACUAAUGACAUAAUAGCAAAACUUGAAAACAAAGUUAAUGAGUCAAACAAAUGUCUUGAAAAAGCAAAAGAAACCAUUCAGUUACUUCAGGAAGAAGUUGCUGUAGGUGCUAAAGUUUAUAAAGAAGAAAUUGAAGAUCUGAAAACAAAACUGGUGAAAACAGACCUAGAAAAGAUGAAAAAUGGCAGAGAACAUGAAAAAGAAAUGAAUUCUACAAAAGCUACUAUUGAAUAUCAAAAAGAAAUGAUACGGGCACUAAGAGAAAAUCUCAGAAGAAAUCAACAGGCCCAAGAUACUUCACUGACAUCAGAAUAUGAUUUACAACCUCCAGUGAAGCCUUUAACCUGUGGAGGUGGCAGUGGUAUUAUACAAAGCACCAAAGCUCUUAUUUUAAAAAGUGAAUAUGUAAGGCUAGAAAAGGAAAUGUCCAAGUUAAAGCAGCAAAACGAGGAGAUAACAAAGCAAAAAAAUGAGCUGUUAAGUGAAAACCAUCAUCUUUCCAGUGUGAUUAAAACUUGGAAGGAAAGAAUCUUUAAAAGUGAAGCUUAUAAAAAAGGAACUUGUGAAAAUUCUCCAGAAUCUCCUAAAGUGACCAGAACAGGCACCAAGAAGAAGCUAAACACACCUUCUCAGUAUAAGGAGGGAAAUUUACGUGACAUUGUGCUAAAUGAAUCUCCAAAAUCAUCGUUUUUUGAUAGCCGAUCGAAGUCUUUACCAGCAUGCUAUCCAGUUCGCUAUUUCGAUAACUCCAGCUUGGGACUGUUCCCAGAGGAACAAACAAUAGAAACAAACAGUCUGGAUGCUAAGCCAGAUCUGUGGCCCUCCUCGUCAAGAAAAGAAACAGAUGACUGCAAAAUGCAGUAGACGUCCCACACUUGUCUGGAAACCUGGAAUGUUUGCAGUAACUUUCCUUAUGCAUCUACCCAUUAAUGUUAUAGUCCGACUUAAUUUCAGUUUAAUUUUUACUUUGUCUUUAAACUGAGACAAAGAAGGAACGAGAAAUUUUUUUUCCAAUAAGUUAAAAUGACAGUAUAGCAGUACUCUGUGCUCAUGCUUAACAUU
Jaculus jaculus (lesser Egyptian jerboa) is the source of this 7174-nucleotide messenger RNA. Its product is annotated as centromere-associated protein E-like. The record is from RefSeq and is a predicted model, not a curated record. Bases 116 to 6976 code for a protein of 2286 amino acids. Gene Ontology annotation, biological process: microtubule-based movement; mitotic cell cycle. Gene Ontology annotation, molecular function: plus-end-directed microtubule motor activity; ATP binding; microtubule binding. The transcript is spliced from 44 exons. Gene Ontology annotation, cellular component: microtubule. NCBI's taxonomy places the organism in Eukaryota, Metazoa, Chordata, Mammalia, Rodentia, Dipodidae.